This is a messenger RNA of Polyodon spathula (Mississippi paddlefish), 1305 nucleotides long. RefSeq lists its product as uncharacterized. NCBI's taxonomy places the organism in Eukaryota, Metazoa, Chordata, Actinopteri, Acipenseriformes, Polyodontidae. The record is from RefSeq and is a predicted model, not a curated record. The transcript has 4 exons. The coding region runs from base 337 to 1287 and encodes 316 amino acids.
UAAACAAACUACCUGCAAAUAAGUCAUAUAGCUUUCUUUAACCUUGUAUGGUAACCAACAUACAUGAUUUCUACAGCAUGUGCUUCUUUCAAAGCCAAGGUCUACAUAGCCAAUGGAAUUACACGACAGAUCGGAUGUACAGAAUUGCUUCAUUAACGAUAACGUCUUUAAAGGUCACAUGUAAAACAUAGUUUUCUUUAGCAAAGACAACCGGAAUGUGAGGGCUUAAUAGUCUAUUCACUUAUCUAAAAGGUUGCCUCUCCAACAGAACACCACCACCACCACCACCUACUUCAAUCAAUGUUUGACCAUACUUUAUCCUGAUUUUAGCUUCUAAUGUCUAUUUUUUCCCUAUAUGUCUUUCAGCAGCCCUAUGGUAAGAAAAGCCCAGCUCCACUGCCUCAGGCAGCCAUGGAUGGCUCUUACCUUGGCUUGCCUUCUCCCAGAAGGGGAUCAGGUGGGCUGAACUUUCAGGUGCUGCUUUCUCACAGAGACAAGAAGCGGGUUGCUUUAGCGAGGCAGGCACACAGCCCCCUCCAACAGGGUGCUCCUUCAGGGAGCGGUUCUGAGGACGGCUCUCCAGAGUAUUGGGGGCUCCCAUUGAGGCCACAGCUGGGGGGGAGCGAGCCUCGUCCGGGACGUCCUGAUCAGCUUAGAGAGGCUCAGCUCAUGAACGGAGAAUUGAGACACGCAGGGAUGACUGAACCACGUGUGGGCCGGCACUCUUGCCACAGGGAGGCACAGGGUUCGGGCAGGCAGGUUCCUGAGGUUUCCCUGACUGGACCGGAGCCGCCAUCCCCAGCUGACGUGGCAGAACCCCAGGGCAGCAGGGGGCUUUCAGAUGAGAGGAGGCACAAGCUGAUGCUGCAGAAGCUGGAGCUGGAGGUGGAGAGGGAGCGGCUGCAGUCUCUACUGGCACAGCAGGAGGAGAAGCUCCUUCGGCAGCAGAGGCAGCUCAGCCAAUCCCGUCUGGACUACAGCAGGUUUCAGGAUGCAGCUGUGGCAGAGCUGGAAGAAUCGAUCCAUGAUGUUCCCUUGAGGGAGCCUGGGCAGAGGGUUUACAUGAACGGCAGCACCACUCCUGGACCCAGUCUGUUCCCAGCCAAGCCAGAGAGGUGCCUCAGUGCAACCCCAGUCCAGGAGAAGAGCAGAGCGCUCCCUGUGCAGGAGGACUGGGAGGAUGGGUUCCACUCUGUUCUAGAGGAUCUGUGCAGCUCCAGAAAAGACGCUUCCACCUCUCCUGCCUUCCUUCCCACAGCCACCUUCCCUCAGCCAGACCUAGGGUAAGCUCCUGACUCUCUAGGC